ACGAAUGUUUUUAAUCAGCGUUGACCUCUCACCCUAAAUUUCUAAAUAUUUGCAAUGCAAAUUUUACAUAACAUUCCGCAAUCAACUUAAAUUCGAAUCACUUUCGCAAUCGACUUAGUCUAGGUUUAUUGAAAUGUGUUCGCUGACUCCGAUCACUUUGCUGUUUAUUAUUACAAGCGGCCUAUUAGUCGUAAAAGCGGGCGAUAAGUCUCCCAAAUUUAUUAUAGUUGGAGCUGGUGCUUCGGGAAUUUCUGCCGCUGCCAGACUGCUUGAAAAUGGUUACAAUGACGUUGUUAUACUAGAAGCGCUAGAUCGUAUCGGUGGAAGAGUUCACAGCAUUCCAUUCGGGAAAGGUUUCAUAGAUUUAGGUGCACAAUGGUGUUCAGGACAACAGGGAAACGUUGUGUAUGAAUUGGUAAAUGAACAUUUUGAAUUUGGUGAUAAUGCCAUCAGGAACGACAAUAUGCAUUGCUAUGUUUCGGACGGAAAAUUAGUUGAACAAAAAAAGUUCGCCAAACUAAUUGAUUUGUCUGAAACAAUUGCAUUUGAUUUCGAAAACAUGAAAAUAUUCAAUGGAUCGCUUGGUGAAUUUUUCGAAACCAAUUACCGCAUCCGCAUUCAGGAUAAGGAAUUCGAAGAUGUGGAUCAGGAGCUGUCAGAUCAGAUUGUAGAUUUGAUUGAGAAAAGAGUGAAUUCACUGUAUGCAAGCGAUAGCUGGUACGAUCUUUCUUCUCAACUUAAUGCAUUUCAAGAUGAUGCAACGGGAAAUCAACAACUUACGUGGAAGGAACAUGGCUACAUAACUGCAUUUGACUUCUUAACUAAAAAACGGCCAGAUCCAUCCAAAUCCUUACCUAUUGACGAAAAAAUCCAAUUUAACAAAGAAGUGACAAAUAUCAAUUGGACUUUAAAUGAAGUGGUCGUCGGUUGUGCGGACGGUUCAGAGUACCGAGCUGAUCACGUGAUUGUCACAGUAUCGCUGGGAUUCCUUAAGAAGCAUCAUCGCACACUUUUCACUCCACAAUUACCCGAGAAGAAAAUCAAUGCCACAGAGCACACCGGAUACGGUACGUUGGGAAAGUUCUUCUUGGAAUUCCAAGAACCAUUCUGGCCUACGGACUUUGACAACUGGUCGGCAUACACAUUUUUAUGGAAGCAAGAGGACAAAGACAAACUCAUCGGCACCGAAAGAGAAUGGGUGACAGAAAUAAAUUCUUUGAUCAGAGAAGAUGCACAGCCUAAUCUAUUAGGCGGACUCAUAGCUGGCAAGCACAUAAAACAAUUUGAAGAAAUCAGCGACGAACAGUUAAUCGAUGAUUGUGUGUGGUUGAUGCAGACGUUUCUGGGGCCAACCAUCCCGCGUCCGAUAAAUAUGCGCCGAAAUCGUUGGCUGUCGAACAAAUAUUUCUUCGGAACAUAUUCCUAUGCAUCGAUGGAUACGGAAACACAUAAUGUAACUUUUGGUAAAGAUUUGGCCGAGACGCUCUACAGUUCGUCCAACAAACCAGCUGUGUUGAUUGCUGGUGAAGCAACCGAAGAAGUUAAUUCAGGCUAUGUCCAUGGAGCAGUCGCAUCCGGUUGGCGAGCUGCUAACGAAAUUUUAGAUUAUUACAAAUCCGUUCAGCAACACUGAUGAUAGUCUAUUAAAGGUAUACAAUCAGAGUAAAAGUAAUCUGUCUAAUUUUCGAACUAUCGCCAGCUCCUGUUCGAGAUUUGUUUGAGAUUUCUAAUUGUUAUGUUGCUGAUCUGGUAAUAUUACGUUGAAAUAAAAAGAGGGAUUCUUUUGAAAAACA
This is a messenger RNA of Bradysia coprophila, 1793 nucleotides long. RefSeq names its product spermine oxidase-like. NCBI's taxonomy places the organism in Eukaryota, Metazoa, Arthropoda, Insecta, Diptera, Sciaridae. The record is from RefSeq and is a predicted model, not a curated record. Gene Ontology annotation, molecular function: polyamine oxidase activity.